Messenger RNA from Xylaria bambusicola, 750 nucleotides. RefSeq lists its product as uncharacterized. The record is from RefSeq and is a predicted model, not a curated record. The transcript has 2 exons. Lineage: Eukaryota; Fungi; Ascomycota; Sordariomycetes; Xylariales; Xylariaceae. The coding region runs from base 1 to 750 and encodes 249 amino acids.
AUGGCUGUCAGCCCCGUGGGGACAUUCUUCAUCGUGCUCGUCGUGCUGCUAGUGGUCGCUGCCGUCGGCUGGGUUGCCUUUACGCAACUGCGCGCAAGGCGUCUAGGGCUUCCUUCCCCACCUCUAUCCUCCUACAUCCCCUUCGCGCGCUCCUCACAUCAAUCCGCCUAUGGAGCCCCACAACCUAGAUCCGGUGGCGUCCGCGGGUGGAUAAGCGACCGGUUCCAGUCCCUCAAGAACCCGCGCUCGGCAGCCGGCGCAUACGAACAGCCCAGCGCACCCGGUGGCCACCGCGGUGGUGGCGGCGGCUUCGGACCACUUGAUCCGGACGACGCCUGGGACGCGCGCGUCGGCCACGAGACCUACGGCGGCGCAUAUUAUCCUGAAGACCAGGAGCUUGAAGACAGAGGGCAACGUCACGGUCGCACCGACGGCCCGUACGCCGGCUCCGGAUAUCAGAUGAAUCUCGCUGGCGACGGCAUCGAUGAGCAGAGGGGGCGCAGCCCUAAUCCCCGUGGUCACAGCGGUCUCGAAGUGCCUCCUGCUAACAACGCUGCUGCGAGAGGCGAGACCGGGCAGCGGAAUCCUUUCGACGAUGCUGCUGAGCCGAGCAACUUGAGCUUAAGAGGUGUUAGCCCGCGACCCAUUGACACGCGCAAGGCCGCUGCUGCGGGAGCUGCUGGUGGUCCUGUACAUGAUAGUCCUACGUCGAUCUCGGAGCGACGAUCUGUGUUCAGGGAGGAUGUGUGA